This is a messenger RNA of Aphanomyces astaci, 636 nucleotides long. RefSeq lists its product as hypothetical. The coding region runs from base 73 to 297 and encodes 74 amino acids. NCBI's taxonomy places the organism in Eukaryota, Oomycota, Saprolegniomycetes, Saprolegniales, Verrucalvaceae. The record is from RefSeq and is a predicted model, not a curated record. The transcript is spliced from 2 exons. Gene Ontology annotation, biological process: mitochondrial electron transport, cytochrome c to oxygen.
AUUUUUUUGGGGAGACUUUUGGUUGGUGGGAGCCACAAGUCAGUUCAUUUCGUUCACCGCAGCGCCGACACGAUGUCCCCGAUCCGCAACCUCGUGAAGUACCCCAACCGCGUCAAGGAAUUGCAAGCCUUGUUCACCAAGAACCCGCACUUGCACGGUGCCGAGAACCCCACCUUCUUGAAGGGCCCCAACGACCAAGCCAUCUUCUACACGUCCAUCGCGUUGUUCGGCUUGGGCACGGUCCAAACCCUCCGCGGCUGGGUCAACAUGUCGUUCGGUUGGGGCAAGGUCGAAUAAAUCUUAUAUACGAGACCUUUUGCAUGCCGGUGAAAGUUCAAGGCCUGUAACGAAACCACGUACAAGAUUCGAAUAGUGGACGCACAGACCUUGAUAUGAAUAAAGUUGCCUGUAUACUUGCGUCCUUGUUGGUGCCCUCCAAAGUCUGUCUUCGCCAUCCCACGGAUACAGGAGAUGUAUUUAUGUUCACUGGCAUGGCAAUUUGACAAUCCGCUGAUUGAUUACCUGCUCCCUGUACUUUUCUACAUAUCGGUAGUCAAGGAGCUCAAGUCAAAGCUCUUGCCUUGGCCAAUUCGACAACUAUGAGGCAUGGUCGCUACGCCUCUCAUCAGGCAUUUG